UUACAUUUUCUGUAUUCGCUGCCCAAAGCCAAAUUGUUUCUCUGCAAAUCCGGCAAUCUCCUCUCUCUCCUCUUCUCCCGUGUGUCUCUCUCUACAAAACCGAUGUGCGCUUCUGCAAUUCCUCUCCGCCAUUUUUGAAUCCGUAUCUUUCUCAUUCUAUAUUCAUUCGUGUCUGCCUGCGUGUAUAUAAGGAAUGGAUAACGGCACUGUUGUUGGUAAUGGUGGUGAUGGUGAUGGAGCAGAAGGAAUCUCUUCGAUAUCUUUGCAAUCCGAGCCGCCGCGGCAGGACGAAGGAGAGGAACCCUUGCCAUCCUGUGAGGACAAGAGAGUCUUUUUAGUUCCGUUCAGAUGGUGGAAGGAAGCCCAGAAGCCUUCCUCGGCAGAGAUAAAGAAAGGAAUCCCAUAUGCUGCAUCACCUUCUUCUCCAUAUGCUGGUCCAAUGAAAAUAUUUAACAAUAUAUUCAGCUCAGAUCUUGCAUUUAACCUGAGAAAAGAGGAUGAAUUAUUGUGUAAUGGUGAAAGUAGUGAAGUUGGGGUAUCAGGGAGGGACUAUGCUUUGGUUCCUCCAGACAUGUGGCUGCGGGCACUAAAAUGGCACAGUGAGUCCAAAAAUUCGUCAAAGGAGACAAAAGGUUCGAUUGCUGUAGACGAGGAUAUGUCAGUUUACCCACUGCAACUGAGGCUUUCUGUUCCAAGAGAAUCCAAUGCGCUGGCAGUAAAAAUAACCAAAAAGGAUAAUUCAGCUGAGUGCUUCAGAAGAGCAUGCAAGAUUUUUAACAUGGAGUCUGAACCUCAGUUCCGACUUUGGGAUUUUUCUGAGCAAACGACGCUCCUUUUGUUGAAUGACAAAAAUAAAGUGUUGAAAGAGUCUCCAAAGCAAUCAGAGCAGGAUCUGCUCCUAGAAUUGUCAGUUUAUGGCUUGUCAGAUUCUUUCAGAAAUCGAGGAGGUAGAAAAGAGGAGAGCCAAUAUCCUAAUGGUACUUUGUGCCUGAUGAAUGGUGGUUCUACCACCUAUGGCUCAAAUGGUGCUCGAAGCAAUUCUAACCUUGGAAGUUCAUCUGAAACUGGGACUCUGGGCUUAACUGGAUUGCAAAACCUAGGGAAUACUUGUUUCAUGAAUAGUGCUCUUCAGUGUCUAGCACACACUCCAAAGCUGGUUGACUAUUUUCUUGGAGAUUAUAAAAGAGAAAUCAACACGGAGAAUCCUUUGGGAAUGAAAGGUGAGAUUGCUUCUGCUUUUGGAGAUUUGAUAAAGAAAUUAUGGGCUCCUGGAGCUGGUCUUGUGACACCAAGAAGUUUCAAAUUGAAGCUUGCCCAUUUUGCUCCACAGUUCAGUGGUUUUAAUCAGCAUGAUUCUCAAGAACUCCUGGCAUUUCUAUUAGACGGUCUACAUGAAGAUUUGAAUCGUGUGAAGUGCAAACCUUACGUUGAAGCUAAGGAUUCUGAUGGGCGACCAGAUGAAGAAGUAGCUGAUGAAUAUUGGAGCAAUCAUCUGGCUCGUAAUGACUCAAUAAUAGUUGAUGUGUGCCAGGGGCAGUACAAGUCCACAUUAGUAUGUCCAGUUUGCAGAAAGGUGUCUGUUACUUUUGACCCAUUCAUGUAUUUGUCAUUACCUCUGCCAUCGACAUCUAUGCGGACAAUGACACUGACUGUUGUACAAGCUGAUGGCAGUAGCAAGCCAUCCUCAUUCACUGUCAAUGUACCCAAAAACGGAAAGCUUGAAGAUCUAACCCAGGCCUUAAGCACAGCAUGCUCUUUACGGAUCGAUGAAACACUCGUGAUAGCUGAGAUAUACAACAACCGGAUCAUACGCUUUCUAGAAGAGCCAACUGAUUCAUUAUCGUUAAUCAGGGACAAUGAUCAGUUAGUUGCUUAUAGGCUUCUGAAUGUUACUGAUGCUCCUAUCUUUGUGUUUAUGCAUCAGCAGAUGGACGAAUCUACAUGGAAGGCAUUCGGGGUUCCACUUCUAGCGCAUGAAAACAUACCCCAUGGAUCUGAUAUUCGACAAGUGUAUAAAAAUUUGAUUUCCCCAUUCUCGGAUGAAGACACCGGUAAGGAUAAGAGUGGCUCAGAAAACAACGGUGCAAGUGGAGUGGUCGGAGGAACAAACGCCACUAGCAAUAAUUCCGGAUUAACUGACUCCCCUGUGAAUUCCGAUACUGAGGAUCCGGACGUGCAUUCCUUUGCCGAUUUUCAAUUCUACCUGACAAAUGAAAAAGGAACCAAAAAAAUCGCUGAGUUUGGAACAGAUGAGUUGGCAAAGUUUACACCAAUGCCCGAAAGAGUGUAUGUUCUUGUAUGUUGGUCGAAAAAGAUUGUUAAUCACUACAACAUGAAGCCGCUUAAUUCACUUCCGGAAGUUUUCAAAUCCGGAUUCUUCUCGAAAAGACCACAAGAGUCGGUAUCUCUGUAUAAAUGCCUUGAAGCAUUUCUCAAGGAGGAACCUCUAGGACCAGACGACAUGUGGUACUGUCCUAUUUGCAAGCAGCAUUGCCAAGCCAGUAAAAAAUUAGAUCUCUGGCGCCUACCCGAAAUCCUGGUCAUUCACUUGAAAAGAUUCUCCUACAGCAGGUUCCUAAAGAAUAAGCUCGAAACUUUUGUCGACUUCCCCCUCCACGAUCUUGAUUUGUCGAAUUAUAUCGCCCACAAGGACGGACAGUCUAGUUACCGCUACAUGCUCUAUGCAAUCAGCAAUCACUACGGAAGCAUGGGAGGUGGCCACUAUACGGCAUUUGUUCAUCAUGGCGGCGAUAGAUGGUAUGAUUUUGACGACAGCCAUGUAUCUCCGAUCAGUGAGGAUAAGAUCAAAACUUCAGCUGCCUACGUACUGUUUUACAGAAGAGUGGACGGCGACAACUGACUUGAGACGACGAAUAUUGUGAGUAAGUAUGAUAGUGAGAGAGAGAGAGAAGGGGGAGAGUAUAGUUUAAAAUCCUUUUUAUUGGUAACCCACGGCAUCAUAUAAUUUUUUUUCUUUUUGUUUGUAUUACUUACAACUUACAAUGUGAUUGAUAUUCUUUCUCGAGACGAAUGAAAAAACCCGAUAGCAUAGGUUGACAUAGUGAGAGACGAGGAUUAGCUAGAAAGGAAUAACCAGUUUACCGAGCGAAGGCGAUUGUAGCGGGAGCCGAGGUGGUUUUGCUAAAAACGGAUUUGGAUUGGCUUAGCGAGCGCGCGAGAACUUUGGUUUGGUUCGAUUUGAUCAGGUAAAUCUGUUGAACUUUCUUGUAACUGUGUAACAAUGGCGGAGAAUAUAUAAUAGAAUCGAGGUGUUUGUUUAAGUGGCC
Andrographis paniculata is the source of this 3287-nucleotide messenger RNA. Its product is annotated as ubiquitin carboxyl-terminal hydrolase 8. Gene Ontology annotation, molecular function: cysteine-type deubiquitinase activity. Lineage: Eukaryota; Viridiplantae; Streptophyta; Magnoliopsida; Lamiales; Acanthaceae. Gene Ontology annotation, biological process: protein deubiquitination. The transcript has 13 exons. The coding region runs from base 194 to 2860 and encodes 888 amino acids. The record is from RefSeq and is a predicted model, not a curated record.